Jatropha curcas is the source of this 2457-nucleotide messenger RNA. RefSeq names its product Tetratricopeptide repeat (TPR)-like superfamily protein. NCBI's taxonomy places the organism in Eukaryota, Viridiplantae, Streptophyta, Magnoliopsida, Malpighiales, Euphorbiaceae. The record is from RefSeq and is a predicted model, not a curated record. Gene Ontology annotation, molecular function: protein binding.
CUCUCUUCCGGUCUUCAGCUCUCUCUUCUGUCCAGCUGCACGAAAACGGCAUCGUCCCCACUCUCUUCAUCAUCUCUCACUCACACUCUGAAACCCUAGCCACUCCAACGAUUUUCGAAAAACCCUAGUCUCUGGUCUCUGAUUUUUGUUUAGAAGUAUGCAUUUCAGAUUAAUAGCUUGACAUUGGUUCUGUUGGUUUUGUAAAGCGUAUUGAAAUCCCAAGUAAAAGAAACCAAAUGAAGCGACAUUCCAGUUACGAUGAUCCUUUCAAGACCCAAAACAAUUCAAAUUUCCCGUUGUAUCGAUCUCUCACAUUAUCAACAAUACAAAACUCAAGCCAAAACCAACAACAACAAAAAGUUUCAAUCUUUUACACGAAGGCGAAACAGACCUACUCCAUUUUUAACCAGUUUGAAAGAAGUAAAAGACCCAGAUAAGGCAUUGUCUCUCUUUCAUGAAUAUCAGAAAAUGGGCUAUAAACAUGAUUAUCCUUCAUAUUCUGCUCUUAUAUAUAAGCUUGCUCGUUCUCGGGAUUUUACGGCUGUGGAGAAAGUUCUUGGAUAUGUACGGAAUAAGAACAUUCGAUGCGGAGAAACACUUUUUAUUGCUUUGAUUCAGCACUUGGGAAAAGUUCAGUUGAUUGAUAAAGCCAUUGAGCUUUUUGAUACAAUGACUGGUUUUAACUGUGUCCGAACAUCUCAAUCUUUUAAUGCGUUGCUUAACGUUCUUGUUGAUAAUGGCAGGUUACUUGAUGCAAAUGAGUUAUUUCGUAGGUGUUAUAAAAUGGGUUUUCGUUUGAAUUCUGUUCCAUUUAAUAUAAUGAUUAAAGGUUGGCUUGAGAAAGGUGACUGUGUUCAAGCUUACCAGGUGUUUGAGGAAAUGCUUGAAAGAAAAGUGGAACCUAGUGUAGUGACUUAUAAUAGUCUUAUAGGGUAUUUUUGUAGAAACGGUGAGUUUUAUAAAGGGAAGGAUUUGUUUGAGGAUAUGAUUAAGAAAGGGAAAUACCCGAAUGCAAUAACUUAUGCUUUGUUAAUGGAAGGUUUGUGCUCUACGGGUGAGUAUAGAGAGGCUAAAAAGAUGUUGUUUGAUAUGGAAUAUAGAGGAUGUAAACCAAGACUUGUAAAUUUUGGUGUUUUGAUGAGUGAUCUUGGAAAAAGAGGGAGGAUAGAGGAGGCAAAAGCUUUGCUUCUUGAAAUGAAGAAGAGGAGAUUUAAGCCUGACGUUGUAACUUACAAUAUAUUGAUAAAUUAUCUUUGCAAAGAGGGUAGGGCAGCAGAGGCUUAUAAAGUCUUCUUUGAAAUGCAAAUUGGAGGUUGUGAGGCUAAUGCAGCUACUUAUAGAAUGUUAGUUGAUGGGUUUUGCCAGGUUAGGGAUUUUGAGGGAGGUUUGAAGGUUCUUAAUGCAAUGAUGACGAAUAGACAUUUUCCGCGCGUUGAAACGUUUAAUUGUUUGGUUGUCGGGCUUGUAAAGUCUGGAAAUAUCGCUGGUGCUUGCUUUGUCUUGGAGGAAAUGGAGAAAAGAAAUAUGAGAUUAGAUUCUGGUAGUUGGGAAGUUCUUGUUAGGCAUUCUUGUGAAGAACAUGGAGGUGCAGGUGAACUUGUAAAUGACCUAAUUGCUAUCAGUCAAGUCUCGUCAAUGUGGGAGGAGGAUAAAUAACUUUGUGAGAUCUGUUACCUUUUCUAACUGCAGUAGGUUCACUAUGAUUCAUUGCUUGAAUUUGAUACUCGAUUGAGUUUGUGCACUUGACGGUAGGGGAAACUAUGAAAGAUUGCUUCAGUUGCUACAUAUAACAGUUGCCUUGUGUAUAGUUGGAUGCAUAUGUUUGGAUACGAGAAGAAGGUUUGCCCUUUCUUUUGGGAGGAUGUGCAAGCAAGCUUGCAUUACCUCACGGAUUGGAUCCAUUUUGACAGGAUUGGCCCAGUCAACAUAUGCAUUAGGAAAUAGAGAUGAUAAUUUGAAGGUUUUGUAACUGCUGAUGGCUGUUGGUUAUCAAAGCUCGAGUCUCUAUACAUUGGAAGCAAUUUUGCGGUGAAAUUUUUGAGGGUUAUGUGCCUUUUUGGUUCUGUUUCUAGUAGGAACACAGAUGGCACAUAGAUAUAUCUAACAUGAGGUUGCAAAUGGAUAAAUUACUUGUGUUUUGAAACAAGAUUUGUGGAUGAGAUAAAUGAUAUUGAUGAGAUGUUCUACCUUGUGCUUAAUUGGCUUUUAUUAGAAUUACCUGUAUCAUCUCUGCAGUUGCCUCAAGAUCACAAUGUCCAAUUAGGAAUGCUUGAGCCAUCUCUGCAAUUUCAUGUCUCAAACCAUUCAUCUGAUCUGAUCAAGAAGUAUCAGAGCCAAAAGGAUCAGUUCACAUACUCUACAUCUGGAAAUGUAAUAUUAUAUUUAUUCAUCUAUCAUAUAUAGAUGUAUAUAUACAAUAAAUUUGAAAUAUACUUUUGACAUCUUUUUCUAGUCUCA